Gambusia affinis (western mosquitofish) is the source of this 2584-nucleotide messenger RNA. RefSeq names its product interleukin 17a/f3 (gene il17a/f3). NCBI's taxonomy places the organism in Eukaryota, Metazoa, Chordata, Actinopteri, Cyprinodontiformes, Poeciliidae. Gene Ontology annotation, cellular component: extracellular region. Gene Ontology annotation, biological process: inflammatory response. The transcript has 6 exons. The record is from RefSeq and is a predicted model, not a curated record. The coding region runs from base 623 to 1081 and encodes 152 amino acids. Gene Ontology annotation, molecular function: cytokine activity.
ACUACACGCUUUGUAGAGGUUCAGGCUCUCGGCUGUUGAGAAACUCUUGCUUCCUGGAGGCUUAGACAGUGUUGAGUCUUUAAAUCUUACCCUUAGUCCUUGUCGUGGGGAGAGAGAAAGAGAGAGACUGUGCUGGAAACGAAAAAAAUGUUCCACUCGAAACAUUCCACUCUAUUAUGGAAAUGGCCAUAAUAGAAAAUUAUCAGAAAAUUUGGAUUGCUGUGAUGAAAAAGCUGACGGUUAAAGGACAGCUUAGAUGAAAUUCUCCGUUGAAUGACAAUGCAGAGGAUUUUACAAGUUAGCCGACUGAUGACGGCGUUGCCUUUGAGGUUUUCUGCAGGGGAACUUUUUUCGUGUGUGAAAAGAGAAACGCAUGGAUGUGGACCAAAAGAAACAAAAAAACACAUGUGAACGAAAAGAAACAAACAAGGAGAAUAACAAAGAAAAAGUUGAUCCUCUUCAAAACUCUGUUAAGGCAUGGCGGAAAUGCGCCUCGCCGCACAAGUUGGCAGUCCACACCCCAACACCGCCUGCCUGCAUAAAAACACUGGCUGAGAUCAAACACAAGACAGCACAGGAGCGUCGCAGUCGAAGCUGAAACGUUUGAGAGGACUCAGUCAUAAUGCUGCUGACGAGAGUUUUUCUGCUGCUGGGUUUUGUCUCGGUGAUUCCCGUUGCCAGCAAAAAACGGAUCAUCAGACCGAGGAGCAAAACGCUGCAACUGGCCCUGGAUUCCUCUGUGAACUCUAACCUCUCCCGCAGCUCUGCAUCAAACAUCGCCAACUUGUCUUUGUCGCCGUGGACGUACAUAUAUUCUUUCAACUCCUCCCGUUUACCCCAGAAGAUCUUGCAGGCCAACUGCAGCACAUCUGGCUGUCUGAACCUCCAGGGUAGAGGAGAGGAUGCAACUCUGCAGGUCAAACCCAUCAAAUAUCAAGUCCUGGUUCUGUACAGGACCCUAAAGAAAAGAAAGAACAGCAAAAAAGGGAAGAAGCAGAAUGAGUACAUCUUCACGUUGGGGACUGAGGAGAUCACAGUUGGCUGUACCUGUGUGAGACCCACUGUGAUCCCACAAGAGUAACAACAAGACAUCCAACAAAAGCUCUGGUUACACAUAUCAUUCGUGUUAAUGUCUAUGCAUUUUAAAAGUUGUGCCGUUGACAAUAGAUAUUUUCAUAUGCUGCAUGAAAAAAGACUAUUUAGUCAAUUAGAGUGAACUCUUCUAUUUUAUAGUCAGUUUGAACUACAUAGAUUUUUUUCUAUUCGCUAAAUGCCACUAGAACAUGAUUUUAUUUUUGGAUUCACACUUUAUUUGCAAGUAUAAUUAUUUGAAAAGAAAUUGUACUGAAGGAUGAACCGGACUGAUGGAUUUUCACAGCCGUUUUUUGGAGAUGUAUUGGUCAACCUCUUUAAACAUGUCCAUGAUGUCACACAGGGAAGCAGUGUGUUGAACAUGUUGCCCUAAAAUACAUAAGUUUUAAGUGAACCUUUUGGAGGCUUUGUAAAAAUCAUUUAAAGACAUUGCAGUCUUAAUGACUGUAAAUCAAAGGCUUCAAAGAUUGUAAAACAAAAAAUCUCCAAAAAAACGAAAUUUUCAUUCUUCUGGCAUGAUCCUAGUAACCCUAAAACACGAACUUCUUUCAUUUUUAACAUUUCCAAUUACAAGUCAGUUUAUAUAAGAUUUAAUAUUAGACAGUAAGGAAAAAAUGCAUGUAAAUAUCUGGUUUCAACUGCAUAGUUGACUGUAGAUGUAAAAAGUAUUUUUAAUAACUGUGACUUGUUACUUGUCUGCAUAACUGGUGUGCUUAAUAUCUUGUCAGGUAGUCCUUACUACAUAACACUUUAGGCUGAGAGAACUGAUUCAUUUAUUUAUUGUAUUGUAAGCAAAUCACCUUUAUUCAAUAAAUUUGACAGUGUAUUUUUGGUGCCUAAAAGCAGCCAAAAAUACUUUUUAAAACCUAACUGCUAGCUGCUGUCACUUUGUUGCUUAUCCUGCCAUGUACGUCAAUUAAUCUAUAAUUUCGUCAACGUUAUGAAAUGAAGCAAAAAAUGCAGAAGUUCUUUCUCGUCUGUGCCACUUAUGAUGCUCUCCUGUUUUCAUUAGAACAAAGGGUUUAAAAUUUACAGGGUACUACUCUGUCAGGGGAGAUACACUGUUUCUUUUGUUGUCAAAUUUUUUUUGUCUUUUUCAAUUUUUAACAAAUGCCCAAUCAGAAUUUAACAUCUCUAUGCACAGUCUGAGUGCCCCCACAUGGUCAAAACUAUUAUUAGCUGAAUUAUUUUAGCUAAUAACCUAAUAACAGCUCCCUGCUGUUGGAGCCUGUUAAAACAAUUGGCAUGCUGACGUGAGGGAAUCCUCUUUAGUGCAGACAAAGCCUCUGCACAGUGUUGCAAGAGAUUAGGUAAAUUUUUAAUGACUUGAAAAUAACAUAAAUAAAAUGUGUAAACUCCUUUGUACUCACAAAUAUCUGCACAAUACGGUGUCUGAAGUAUGUGAUGCUCGUUCCGCAAUUUUCUAAUGUGUCAAAAAAAUCUUUACCAGCUUUGCUUUGCAGGAGAUGAAUCAUGUGUUCCACAGUAUUAG